Molecule: messenger RNA, 544 nt
Organism: Alnus glutinosa
Lineage: Eukaryota; Viridiplantae; Streptophyta; Magnoliopsida; Fagales; Betulaceae
Product: pathogenesis-related protein 1-like
Exons: 1
Coding region: 30-521 (163 amino acids)
Cellular component (GO): extracellular region
Source: RefSeq, a predicted model, not a curated record
CUUGCUUUAAUUGUAGGUUUCAGACCAAGAUGGGUUUGUGCAAGACACCACUAGCUCUUCUUAUUUGUCUCUUUGGCUUAACCCUACUCCAAUUCUCCCUUGCCCAAGACACCCAACAAGACUACCUCAGUGCCCACAAUGCCGCCCGUGCAGCGGUGGGAGUUCCAGCGCUGAUAUGGGAUGACCAAGUAGCUGCAUAUGCACAAAACUAUGCCAAUACACAUAUUGGCGAUUGCAAUCUUGUGCACUCUCAGGGUGAGUCUUACGGUGAAAACCUUGCAUGGAGUAGCGGCGACUUGUCAGCCACAGCGGCGGUGAACAUGUGGGUGGAUGAGAAGGCGAGCUAUGACUACAACUCCAACACUUGCACUGCUGGGAAAGUGUGCGGGCACUACACUCAGGUGGUGUGGCGCAACUCUGUUCGUUUGGGAUGUGCUAAAGUUCGGUGCAACAAUGGAGGUACGUUCAUCGGUUGCAACUAUGAUCCCCCAGGCAACUAUAUUGGACAGAAGCCUUACUGAUGCAGAAUAUGACGGAGUGCUUG